AUUGUGCUAUGAUGUCUGAAAGAAGCAUGCAUAGACGAGUGUAGAGAACUAAACAUUAAGAGAGGUAAAGUGGGCAAUAAAAUAAGCUGGCUGGCAUCGAAAUAGCCUGCAGCUCGUAGUUGGAAUUUGCUCGAAUGCACACGGCGCACAGCUCGGAUAGUGAUAAUACUGCAGAGUUUACUCUCUUGUGCGCGAUGGCGAUGUGCGCUUGCGCGCGACCUUGGUCGCGAACUCGACAAGAGUUAUGCCGGUCGGUUGUCAAGAUGCCGGGUAUGAGUGAACAAAGAAAGUGCGUGAAUUCGGCUUAGUUUAGCUCCACGUGUUUCUGUAAAAAUACAAUAUUAUUGUAAAAAUACAAGUAUAUUCUAGAUACAUGCUUGUCGACUCAUUUUUUACGUCAAAGCCCUUUUACAUAAUUAACGGAUGCAAAAAUUAAUGAUUAAAAAUUUGUUAAUCCUCAUCGAAUUUAUUUUAAAAAGUAUUAAUGUAUCAAAUGAGUAAAAAAUUAGACAAAGAGACCAUGAUUUUAAGAAACAAAAUCAUCAGAAAUCGAUUUACCAGUGCAAAGCUAAUCUUUUUUUUAUGAAAAAGAAAAAAGCGAUUUAUUGAUCUACAUUGUAUAAAGCAGUAAAGUUUCAAGCCACUUGACACUUCAUUCUACAUGUCAGAUUACCUCAAGCAAAUUUUCAUUUUCAUUUUGAUCUCAUACUGUGGAUCCCCCUUUUGACUCGAAGGCACAUUCUCGUCCUUAUAGCUAGCUUGCUAUUGCUCGAGGUACUUGCGAUUUUGGAAGAGUAGCGGGUUCCUCCUGCAUCCGCCAGGAGCGCACGGCUGAUAUAAAAUGCAAAUGGACAAAAACUACUGCCAGUCGAGGUACUGCUACUGAGUCGAAAGCAUCGUGCGUCGUCAAUCUCCGCCAGACGUUACAAUCCAUAGACAUCGUGCCAUAAUUAUACCACUCAGCAUUUCAAUCAGGUUCCGGCAAACCCCGCAUCAAUCGAGAAAUUCCUGUUGAUUCAUUUGAGAUCAAUAACUACCGCAGUGAAUAUAAUGGCUAGCGAGGUUACACAAAGGUCAAAAGAAGAAACAAUGAACAUUUUAAAGGAGUUGAAGCAAAAUCUAAAGGAUGCAGAGGAGACAAUGAGAGAGAAGGUGAAACAUGAAGAUGUGGCAAUGUUCGUUGGAAGCACUAAGGCUGGAAAAAGUACGCUCAUCAAUUAUUUCAUAGGCAAUCCAUUAGUUGGACGUAAAGAUUCUGCUGUUAAAGGCAAGUUCAAUCCUACUAAAGUAUAUAAAGCUAGUAGUGCUGAGGGACCAGAAAUAGGAUGUGAAUCUGCAUCUGCUACUACUAUGCCCAGUAGAUGGAUAGCAUCGGAAAAAUUUUCUAAUUUAGUUAUGUGGGAUUGUCCCGGGUUUUGCGACAAUAGAGGACCAGCGCAAGCUAUUACCAAUGCUUACUACAUUCAUCAUAUUUUUCAAAAAAUAAAAUCUGUGAAGAUCGUUUUAGUGGUCGACUUAAACGAUAUAAUCCAACACAAAAUCAAUCCAUUCAUAACAUUGUUGACUUCAGUAGAGAAUGUUUUUAAAGAAAAAAUUGAGCAAUGUUAUUCAAGUUUUGCAGUGAUAUUUACGAAAGUUCCUUUUGAAAUAGAAGAGGAUAAAGUAGAUAUCGAUUAUUUGGUAGACAUACUAAGACGUCAGGUUCUCUCAAGUUCGGCUCUUAGUAUUUCCAAAUAUUCUCGAAAUUUGGUUCAGUUUUUUGUAGAUCAUCCACGAAACAUUGGGUUUGUCAGGAAAGCUACAGGUGGAGUGAUUUCUGGCGAUAUUGAAGUCAAUCUUCUACAAGCCGUAAGAGAUGCGACCCGUGUACCCGAUACUCUGUUGAAGCAAUUCUCAUUUCCGAGCAUUGAUUCUGACUCAAAAGUAUUUUUGUUUGAAGUGAGAAAUGACUUAUCUUCGAAGAAAACUUUUGAAGAAGUAGUCGAAGUUGUAAAAAGCGUUCUAAAAAAUAUCUUGAGUUAUUUCGAGAAUGUCAGAAAAAAUAAAGGCUUACCAAAAGGUCAACUACAUGCAGAAAAGCAAAAAUUGUGCAAGUUGAGAAAUCAAAUUGAAAGUAGCUCUACGGUAGCCGUUGAUGUAUUCACUAAGCUUCAAGUCCUCAAACAAAUCGAUCCUAUAAUCAGAGACAAAAUUGAGAAUUCCGAAAUCGAAGAUACUCUGCGACUGAUGACGUUUAUCGACGGCUUGUUGAACAUGAAAGAAAGCGAUUUAUGCAAUUUGAACUUGAAGAGCAUUAUGGAAACUGUCGCAUCUCAAAUGAGUAAAAUUGUCGUGGAAAUGCAAUGUGACUUGCACGAAAUUGAUAUGAAAGAAGCUAACAGGCAGAUAGAUGCGAUAAAAGAGGAGUAUGAGAAGAAAAUGCAAGAAAUAAAAGUCGAAGCUAAGGAAGCUGCUGAACAUAAUCUCGAUGUUACGAAAAAAUUAGGUUUUGCGGCCAGAGCGGGCCACGCAGUGGAUAAAGCGGUUGAAGCAGUUGGCAAUGCAAGUGUAAAAGUUGCAGAAGCGGUGUAUAAUGUAGCUGACUCAAUAAUAUCUUUCUUUUGGUAAUACCAUGCUAAUGGUAUAAAGUAAGAUGAUUUUUUAUACAUGUAUUUAUUACACUUCUUAUUUACACGAUAAGCUGCCCUGUGCCAUUAUAAUGUAAUCAUAGCAAUGUAAUCCACACAGUUACUUCAUAAUCACCAAAUAAAUGUGAAACUUUGAUUAAAUUAAAAAAA
Messenger RNA from Nasonia vitripennis (jewel wasp), 2777 nucleotides. RefSeq lists its product as uncharacterized. Bases 1051 to 2607 code for a protein of 518 amino acids. The record is from RefSeq and is a predicted model, not a curated record. The transcript has 2 exons. Lineage: Eukaryota; Metazoa; Arthropoda; Insecta; Hymenoptera; Pteromalidae. Gene Ontology annotation, molecular function: GTP binding.